UUCUGUCGUUAUUUCUUUUAUUUUAUGAAUCAACUGAUGAAUAUUUGUUUACAAGUACUAUGAAUAAUGAAAUGCUUAAUUCACUGGCUUUACAAUCAAACCAAAACAUCGAUUUAAAAAAUGGUCUGCACCAGCUGUCAGGAAUUCAUUGGCCAAGAGCUACAGUGUUAUACUUAAAUAAAAAAGAAAAGAAACCUCCUGUCAUUUUGCCAAUGGGUCAUUGGCCAUGCCCAGAAUAUCAUCUCAAUUGCACUUGUACUUGAUUCCGGUUUCUGGAGGCUUUGGAUAAGUUUCAACUUGUCAGAUUCAAUCAUAAAGCUUGUCCACCCUCUUCGUUCAACAAGAACAGAAGGCAACCCAAUGGCCAUAGCUACAACCACCAGCUCACCCUGUUUUGACCAAAGCAUAACACCAUAAAUCAAAACUCCACCUUAUAAAUUUGUUGAUUGGGAGGGGGUAAACAUAGUAGUUUUCAAUCUCACUGUUUCUAAAUCAAUUGUGCUUACCUCAAAAGUUCAAGUUUAUUCUCACAUUCUUCUCUGUCGCUGAAUUUACAAACAACAAACACAGUGAUAUUUUCUAACGGGCUACUACUUCCCUGUCCAUGUACUAACAUUGCCCCACUUGGCUAAUAAAAGUUACUGUACUAUUUAAUACCCGGUUUAUCUAAUAUUGCUCGUUUUAUAAAAAGUGUGAUAGAUUUUGGGAAAGCUUUCCAUGGAUAGUGGAAGCCUUGCUGGUAUUAGCAACAAGAAGAGUUUAAUGGCAGCGGCAAUCAAUGCAGUACUUGUGGCUUCAUUGCUUGGUUCAUCUUAUGGUUGUCCUUUUCCAGCAAUUUACAACUUGGGCGAUUCCAAUUCCGACACAGGAAGUGUCUCGGCAAUAUUUGGUCUUCCUCCUCCCCCUUAUGGCGAGUCCUUUUUUGGUAGACCUUUUGGUCGGUAUUCUGAUGGGCGUCUAAUAAUCGAUUUUAUAGCUGAUGAGUUGAAAUUGCCAUUCUUGAGUGCAUACCUUGAUGCAAUAGAUUCAAAUUUCAGACAUGGAGCGAAUUUUGCACAAAGUGGAUCAACGAUUCAACCAGCUGGUGGCAAAUUAGUCGAUGCAGGUUUUAACCCGUUAUCUAUUGAUGUACAGCUCUUGCAGUUUGAAAGACUUAAAAACCACAGCAACGAGAUUAUGAAGAAGAAUCCAGAUUUUACGGACAGGCUCCCCAGGCCAGAGGAGUUCUCAAGGGCCAUUUAUAUGUUAGAUUGUGGACAGAAUGAUCUGCAUUAUGGUCUUAUAACCUCUACAGAAGAGCAGGUGAAGGCAUCCAUUCCCAAUAUAAUCAGUCAGUUUGCUGUGACAAUAGAGAAGCUCUAUCUAGAAGUAGCUAGAAUAUUUUGGAUACAUAAUACCGGUCCCAUUGGCUGCUUGCCUGUUUUUGUUCUAAGUGCGCCUCCAAAGCCUGGGAAUGCUGACCAAACUGGCUGCAUUAAGUCUUAUAAUGAGGUGGCUCAAGAAUUCAACAAGCAGCUUAGAGACAGGAUUUCUCAACUUAGGUCCCAGCUCCUUGGUGCAAGGCUUGUAUAUGUUGACAUCUACUCAGCUAAAUAUUCUCUAAUUAGUGAUGCAAAAAAAUACGGUUUUGUUGGUCCUUUUAUAAACUGUUGCGGGCACUUCGGUGAUUAUCAUGUCGAAUGUGGGGAGACAGCAGUGGUGAACGAGACUGAAAUUUUUGGGGCUUCUUGCAGUGAUCCUUCCAAACACAUUAGUUGGGAUGGUGUUCAUUAUACUGAAGCUGCAAACUAUUGGGUAGCCAACAGGAUUUUGGAUGGCUCUUUCUCAGAUCCCCCGGUUCCCCUAGCCAAAGCAUGUCGCUAGCCCCUGUUAAAUGGAAAGAUUUGAUUCAGAGAGGACAUUGCAGCCUAAAGAAUGUCCUCCAUGUGACCUGCCAGAGCAGGAACAUAGCAACGGCGAAAGGAAAUUAAAAAAAGAAAAAAAAAGCCCGUGCCUAAUAUGAUAGGAAAGGCUAAAUUGGUGGUGGGCUACAGCUACUCAGCUCCAUUUCAAUGACAUUGUAGUGGUCGACCCUUGGGGUAAAGUUGACACGUGAUCGUACCAAACAAAGAAAGCUAUGAUAUUCAAGUUAUGUCAACAUCAUCUGCUGUAAAGAAAAGCAGUAAGUUGAUUUUAAAAUAGGUAGGGUAAAAUCAUAGCAGUCAAUUUAACA
Messenger RNA from Durio zibethinus, 2212 nucleotides. Its product is annotated as GDSL esterase/lipase At5g14450-like. The record is from RefSeq and is a predicted model, not a curated record. NCBI's taxonomy places the organism in Eukaryota, Viridiplantae, Streptophyta, Magnoliopsida, Malvales, Malvaceae. Gene Ontology annotation, molecular function: hydrolase activity, acting on ester bonds.